AGUAAUGGCGCACACUUAUUUGCAGAGCCAUGUUAUAAAUACGGCAAGUGUGAAUGAGGCGGCGUCCUCAGCUGUUUCCCUGCCUUCACUGUUACUGACACCUGCACGGGGGAAAGAGAAAUGCCUGAUCCUGCAAAAUCAGCUCCUGCGCCCAAAAAGGGAUCCAAAAAGGCUGUGACCAAAACCCAGAAGAAGGGAGACAAGAAGCGCCGCAAGACCAGGAAGGAGAGCUACGCCAUCUAUGUGUACAAAGUGCUGAAGCAGGUGCACCCAGACACGGGGAUCUCCUCCAAGGCCAUGGGCAUCAUGAACUCGUUUGUCAACGACAUCUUCGAGCGCAUCGCUGGGGAAGCGUCGCGCCUGGCGCACUACAACAAGCGCUCCACCAUCACCUCCAGGGAGAUCCAGACCGCCGUGCGCCUGCUGCUGCCCGGCGAGCUGGCCAAGCACGCCGUGUCCGAGGGCACCAAGGCCGUGACCAAGUAUACGAGCUCUAAAUAAGAGUGUGUCGACAUGGUCUGCCGCUGAGAUGGUCUUCAAAGCUCCGUCUGUGAUGUUUUGCUUCAGAGAGAGCGAAUGCCAAAUGAACCCAGGCCUUGCGCCGAAUAUACUGGGACUGUAGUCUGCCAUUUUGUUUUAAAAACCCAGUGUCUGUGUUUUUUUCUGAGCUGUGUCAACAAUUUUUAAGAAUGAAUGUAAACCAAUCGGUGCUUUUAAACUGGAAUCGACGUUUGAUUUGUUUUUGCACCGUAUAAUGCACCUUACUAGAUGACCUGAUGUCACUCUGACAAACAUUGGAAAUAAACUUAACUACUAUUGAGUGA
Messenger RNA from Solea senegalensis (Senegalese sole), 824 nucleotides. Its product is annotated as histone H2B 3. The transcript has a single exon. NCBI's taxonomy places the organism in Eukaryota, Metazoa, Chordata, Actinopteri, Pleuronectiformes, Soleidae. Bases 121 to 501 code for a protein of 126 amino acids. Gene Ontology annotation, molecular function: structural constituent of chromatin; DNA binding; protein heterodimerization activity. The record is from RefSeq and is a predicted model, not a curated record. Gene Ontology annotation, cellular component: nucleosome.